GUACGCUUUUCCGUUCAAAUUUACAUUUUGUUCCUUGUACAUGUAAGAUGAGUUGGAAUAAUAGCGACUAAUUGUAUGAGAAGGGAAAAUGGCAGCAAACUUCUGUUAUUCAACUGAUCUUACAAACCUGUCAAUUAAACUUUCUAAAACCCAGUCGCCUGUUAACUCAGCCACCAUGUUUACAGCAGGAUUAUUAGGAAAUGGUUUGGCUUUAGUAAUACUCGUACGACAUGCCGCUCAGCACAAAUGGGGUAUAUUUUACAGGCUUGUUGCAGCUCUGGCGUCCACGGAUGUGUUCGGAAUAUUGACCACGGGACCGGUUGCUUUCGCUGUGUAUGAUAAUAAGUUCAAAUGGGUAGGAGGAAAACCGUUAUGCGACUACUUGUCGUUCAUGCUUAUAUUUUCCGGCACCGCUACUUUGGCCAUCAUGACUACAAUGUCACUAGACAGGUACUUGGCUCUGUGGUAUCCAUACUUCUAUAACUCCUUACAAAAUAAGAGAAGAAUAUAUGUUAUGCUGGCAGGAGUCUGGAUUUUCGCAGCCUUUAUAGCAUCUUUGCCUUUGAUGAAAUUCGGUCGCAACAUUCGACAGUUUCCAUGCACUUGGUGUCUCUUUGACUACUUUGGAACUCAUCCAACAGAUAAGGCGUUUUCAAUACUGUUUGCAUCACUGGGAAUUCUUAGCAUUAUAUCGUCAUCAGUUUUCAAUUGUUUAGUUAUUUAUGCCAUUUGCAAGGGGACGCGCAGUGCUCGUCGAGGGAGUAUGAAAAGCGUCAAAGGGAAAAAGCGCGAGAGAAGGAACGAAGUCUACAUUUUAAUCUUUUUAAUCGCUAUCUUGGUUACACAUGCUGCUUGUUGGAUCCCUAUAAUGGUACGAAUUCUUAUCAACACAUCGGGAAACCCACCAAAUUUUAAAGCCGAUAUUUUAGCCUUUAGAUUGGCAGGGGUGAACCAGAUCCUGGAUCCAUGGCUCUAUAUCAUACUGAGAAAAGAAAUACUUGUAAGAGUUUACAAAUUUUACCGCAAGAAGAGGUAUGGCGAUGACGCUGACUCCACGAUACAAAGCAACACUACUGAAUAUUCCUCCGGAAGUAUGCGCGGUAAUGUGCGUCUUCAAUCACUGAGCCCAAAGGAGAAGAGAAUUCUGAAGAAAAUAAAUUCAACAGAAUCCAGUGCUACCUAUGUUCCCAAAUAGAAUAUAGCACUGCGACUUCCUUCAACUUAGAUUUAUUUCCGCAUAAUACAAACUGUUAAACGUGGAAACUGAAAAUUUAUUUUAAAUUGAUUUUAAACCGUCUUAUUUAUGCAAUACUGAGAAAACAACAAAAUAGGAUUAAAUAGCUGCAGAUAUGUAGCUCUCUGGGAAAAUAUGGGGUCAGACCAGAGAUCUAUAUAACAAACCCUUGUAAAAACCUUAGAUUUACGGCACAGAAAAAAAUGGCAUGAUUGAGGUUAUGUAUUCGGUUGUCAUUGAUCGUAAACACGGAUAAUUAACAAAAAUUAAAAAUGUAUAAUAAUAAACGAAGACCUUGAGUAUUGGAAAGUAAUCCUAGUGAAUUAUGAAAGCCUAUCAGCCCCCCCCCCCCCCCCACCCCACCCCCCGUCCUCGCCACUGAUAGCAAAGUGUAAAAACAGACCAGAUUACUGAAAGCCGUGAAUUUAAUUCAAUAUUCAACCCUAUUUAAAUAAUUACUUUUUAAAAAAACUGAGAUGCCAUCCAAAUUAUUAACAAAAUAGUUUCUUGAGGAUAUUUGUUAAUCACGGAGACAUUAUAUACCAUAGAUCUAUCUAUUCUCUCAAAUGCAUCACUACGUCCAUCAGUAUCUGCGUGUUGGAGAUCUUCGGAACUGUGAUAAUAGUUUUCUGGAAUUCUCUGUUCGCUGAGAUAUCUACAUUCAAGAGUAGUUUAAAGAAUACUAUUUUUAGAGAUUUUAAUGGUUUACUCCUUUAACCCUUACUUGUAUAUAUCAUAUGUAAAUAAUAUUAUUGUAUAUAUAUUGUACCACGCCAUUGAAUACUUGAACAAUGUUAAGAUAUAACUAAAUGAUCAAUCUCAUAAAUCCUGCUUGUAUGUACAAAAUAGUUACUCAUUCCGAUAAACCAGUUUAAGUUUCAAUACUUACACAAAUGUAUUUUCUGUAACUGUAACGGAGUUUGUUGGACUAUGAAUUAGAAUUGAAAAGAAUGCUUUCUCUUUACUCUCCUUACAGCUUUGUCUUGGAGGAAUCCUAAAUAUAUUUUACAAAUCUUCUACAUGCCAUAUCACUUUUGUAAAUUCCACUAACAUCUACAGUAUUGAAUUCCUGCAAAAGCAGAAGUUUGGGGUCAAAUACAAAAUGCUGUUCAAAUUUGCAGAAAACAUGACACAGUUUAUAUUAAUUACCAUUGUAACCUUAUACCAUGUAUCUUCAUCUGUUUCUACAAGACAGCCCACUCUGAACAUUUUCACCAGUUGUCAGUGCCUUGUCAAACAAUGCUAGUUUUUCUAUAGCACGUGGACAAAGUAUUGAAAAGAUCUGCAACUCCUGUGGAUAGUUGAUACCACGAUAUUGAUGUACGUUUUGUCUUUAGGGUCCGGUCGUGGUAGCUCCGUGAUAGAGCGUUCGCUUCCUGACCGGGAGGUCCCGAGUUUGACCUUUGCUCGUGCCAUGACUGCAUCAAAUCUAAGAUGUAAAUAUAGGUAUUGAUUUCUUCUUCGCCAAAGGCUCGGCAUUUGGUAGUGAAAUUGUCGGGUCGUUUGGAUAUGCCCUCAAAGAGAUGGAUCAUGUCGUGGCAGGCAUUGGUACGUAAAAGAACCCGAACCGCUACAGCCCUGACAUCUGAGCAGCGGUCUUAACUUACGUAAAAGAACCCGCACCGCUACAGCCCUGACAUCUGAGCAUAGGUCUUAACUUACGGUAUUUCGCCUACAGCUGGUGACGUCACAAUAUGAGUAUAAAUUCUUUAAGGGACGUAAAACAAAGAAUUAAAAAGAACUUUUUAGAGUUACCAAGGGGAGAUAAUUUGAUUAGUAUGAUACCAAUCAAAUUACGUUCCGGAAUCGAAAAAUAGGAUAGAUCGGUGAACCGAAAUCACAAAAUAAAAUUUCAAUCUUAUUUAUAAUCAUUCUUGUACUUUGUUAACUAACUCGUUCUUAUAGUAGUUACGAUCGAAUUCUCUUUACGUCAUUUACUUUCCGCUCAUUGGUACCGACGAUCGCAACUUCUCGGACCUUUCUGACAUAUAUAACCAUAACCUCCAUUUGUUUUUUAAUCAAAAUAAAAUACAACUAUCGAAAAUUAUGUUAGGUCGUCUAUGCAAUAGAUAUUUCCCCCAGAAACAACGAGAUAAGUUUCAAACAUGUUAAUAAUCAAUCAGUAGGUAUAAUUGCUUAUUGACAAUCAAACGUUUAGAACAAAUUAAAACGGUAAAAAUGUAUCAUUUGAAUGUCAUAUUGAAAUAUUUAAUUGUCCAAUCGGACAAGUUUGUUUGUCCGAAUCAGAGAUAUGCUGGACAUGGACAAUCAAACCAAUGUUAAUGUUGAGCUGUGAAUUAUCAUGUGAUAUUUUCUAUUUCUGUUUAUUGUAUUCUCCCUUUAUUUUGUAUCUUUAUUAAUCAUCUUUUUGAAAACCUAAUUGAGUAGUGUUUUAAUUUUAAUGAUAUCUACUGAUUGACAUCAUUGUGUAGUGUUAUAAUUUUAAUGAUACCUACUGUUUGACAUCAUUGUGUAGUGUUAUAAUUUUAAUGAUAUCUACUGAUUGACAUCAUUGUGUAGUGUUAUAAUUUUAAUGGUACCUACUGAUUGACAUCAUUGUGUAGUGUUAUAAUUUUAAUGAUAUCUAGUGAUUGACAUCAUUGUGUAGUGUUAUAAUUUUAAUGAUAUCUAGUGAUUGACAUCAUUGUGUAGUGUUAUAAUUUUAACGAUACCUACUAAUUGACAUCAUUGUGUAGUGUUAUAAUUUUAAUGAUAUCUAGUGAUUGACAUCAUUGUGUAGUGUUAUAAUUUUAAUGAUAUCUAGUGAUUGACAUCAUUGUGUAGUGUUAUAAUUUUAAUGAUAUCUAGUGAUUGACAUCAUUGUGUAGUGUUAUAAUUUUAACGAUACCUACUAAUUGACAUCAUUGUGUAGUGUUAUAAUUUUAAUGAUAUCUACUGAUUGACAUCAUUGUGUAGUGUUAUAAUUUUAAUGAUACCUACUAAUUGACAUCAUUGUGAUAAAACGAGAAUUACUGAAACGUUUCUCUGGAAGUAAGCACAUUAAAAAAUUUGCUCCUGUAAUAAACGAGUCCUAGUUGAAA
Messenger RNA from Ostrea edulis (European flat oyster), 4275 nucleotides. Its product is annotated as prostaglandin E2 receptor EP4 subtype-like. Gene Ontology annotation, biological process: adenylate cyclase-activating G protein-coupled receptor signaling pathway; positive regulation of cytosolic calcium ion concentration; inflammatory response. Gene Ontology annotation, molecular function: G protein-coupled receptor activity. NCBI's taxonomy places the organism in Eukaryota, Metazoa, Mollusca, Bivalvia, Ostreida, Ostreidae. The transcript has 2 exons. The record is from RefSeq and is a predicted model, not a curated record. Bases 89 to 1195 code for a protein of 368 amino acids. Gene Ontology annotation, cellular component: plasma membrane.